AUUUUGACGAUGACUUUAAUUGAUUUAAAAGUCAAAGACACGGGCUAUUACAGAUGCGAAGGAACGAUUCCUUUGUACGGUCGAAAACGAUUCGUUUAUGUCUCCAGUACCGAAAAACUUAUUUUUAUAACAAAUGGAAAUUACUAUGCUAAUUCCAUGUCAGAAAAAGAAAUAAAAAACGACAAUAGUCGCACCAUCUCUUUCGUGACAACUCAUCCGAACGUCAGCAUUUCACUUUUCAAGGAUGGAACAAAACGGGAUACGUACCUCGAGGUUUGGAAUUCCUCAAACAAAAAUUCGAGAUGGUCGUUUGAUCCUAGAAAUGGAUUGACGUUGCAGAAUCCAACCGUUUUCGACUCGGGAUUUUAUUAUGUUUUCGCCCAUUUGCUCUUUGUUAACGGAAAACCCGUUAACAUAACACUUUCCGACCGUUACGGACAAAUAACGAAACAGUUAAUACGCAGAAUCUUCCCAGUGGAUCGGAUCGACGUUAUCGACGAGAUCGAAUUUCAUUUAGUUGUAAAAGGCAAUCAGAAUUGUGACAUUACCCUCGUAUAAAACUUGUCAAAAUUG
Molecule: messenger RNA, 573 nt
Organism: Daphnia pulicaria
Lineage: Eukaryota; Metazoa; Arthropoda; Branchiopoda; Diplostraca; Daphniidae
Exons: 3
Coding region: 10-558 (182 amino acids)
Source: RefSeq, a predicted model, not a curated record